Aspergillus homomorphus CBS 101889 is the source of this 726-nucleotide messenger RNA. RefSeq lists its product as uncharacterized. The coding region runs from base 6 to 278 and encodes 90 amino acids. Lineage: Eukaryota; Fungi; Ascomycota; Eurotiomycetes; Eurotiales; Aspergillaceae. The transcript has a single exon. The record is from RefSeq and is a predicted model, not a curated record.
GGAUCAUGACCCCAGCAACAGAUCGCACUUGUCCAGUGCGAUCUGAUCUUAACACAGUGGACGUCUUGCGACAGCAUCAGAAGGCGCUGCAGCACAAGCUUAGCUGCACGAAUGGUACGAAGAAGUUUGUCCGCGCCUAUGCGUUGAACCAGCACAGCCAUGUCGUGCAUAAGCCGACUGAAGGGCCACCCGCAGCUCUCGAGGUGGCUAUGACAUCUUUGGCCCUCGCGCCACCACUUCCGUUCCCUUCGCACAACAACCUCAGGCAUCUAUUGUGACAGCGAAGGACGAUGCUAGCACCUCCACGCCAUCGUUAAACCUUUCCGAACAGGACUUGCUGUUCGAGAACCUCCUCCGGUGACGCCAUUCUUUGAUUCGCCUUGUGACACAGGACUUCAUCAUCUCGUCGACUCGAAGAGAGUUGUGGCGCCCUUGGAAGAAGGCCGUCUUGAAGGAGGACUUCCAGCAAACGUCAGCACGGGAUAGCCUUCCGCGCCCCAAGGCUAGGAGAGCAGUCGUAACCGACUUCGAGUUGGGGAUGGUGAUGGAUGAGAGCAGGGGGAGGGCCUUCAAUGGGCUUGCGUUCCUUGGUGCGGUGGACUUCCUGACGGGUGAGGUGCUCAUCAGGGAGUACGUGAAGCCCACCGGCAAGGUGACGAAUUGGAACUCAUGUGUCUCGGGUAUCAAGCCUGCAGAUAUGAAUGCCGCUGUCCGACGUGGCGCGGC